Messenger RNA from Microplitis mediator, 619 nucleotides. RefSeq names its product TP53-regulated inhibitor of apoptosis 1-like. Bases 336 to 569 code for a protein of 77 amino acids. The transcript is spliced from 3 exons. The record is from RefSeq and is a predicted model, not a curated record. NCBI's taxonomy places the organism in Eukaryota, Metazoa, Arthropoda, Insecta, Hymenoptera, Braconidae.
UUGAAAAAAGAAUUAACUGAUUUAUAAUAAAUCAAUAAUUUGAAUUAUUUAUUUAUUUGCACGAAAUUCAAAAUUAUUUUAUAAAUAAUUCAUUUUUUUUUUUUUUUUUGGAGUGAAAAUUUAAAAUUGCCGGCAUUUUUAUCAAUAAUUGGGACGAAAAAAUCAAUUUGUUUAUAUAUAUGUAUAUUUGUAUGAUAAAAGGAGUAGAAAAAUUUAUGUGUCAUUGUCGUGAUGAAUAAAAAAAUUAGAAUUUAUUGAAUUAAAUGCGAAGACACCAAAAUUACAAUUAAAUUAUUCAAAAUUUGAAUUGCUUUCGAGCAAAUUGGAGAAUCUAAAUGAAUAGCAUUGGAGAAUCGUGUAAUGAAUUAAAACAUCAGUAUGACACGUGUUUCCAAGCAUGGUUUUCUGAUAAGUUCCUGAAAGGUGACACGAAUGACUCUGUGUGUGCUCCACUCUUCAAAAUUUACCAAACAUGUCUCAAGAAAGCUAUAAAGGAUCAUAAAAUAGAAAUAAAAGACAUUGAGAUAAAUCAUUUGGGAACGAACAAUGAAAAACUUCCCCCUAGCUGACCAACCGACAAUUCUUACAAUCAAUGAAUAAAGAAAAUGUAAACAUAAAU